Messenger RNA from Pelodiscus sinensis (Chinese soft-shelled turtle), 6759 nucleotides. RefSeq names its product adducin 2 (gene ADD2). Gene Ontology annotation, molecular function: actin filament binding. The record is from RefSeq and is a predicted model, not a curated record. NCBI's taxonomy places the organism in Eukaryota, Metazoa, Chordata, Testudines, Trionychidae. Gene Ontology annotation, cellular component: plasma membrane; postsynaptic density; cytoskeleton. Gene Ontology annotation, biological process: barbed-end actin filament capping.
AUCAGAGGUAUUGUCAAAUAGACGCCUUCCCCUCACACAUCAUGUGAGCCCUGGAUUUAAUUUUGAUGCCCACGUAAGGAGGGUGGGAGGCGGCGAAGCCUCACUCCUGCAUUGCCCCCCAAGCGUGGGUGAGAGCCCGAAUUCUCCUCCAACUCUGUCUGGGCGAGGUUGGUCUGGCAAGCGGACUAGCAGGCGGGUGUGGUACAGAAACUGCUGCAGCUGACCUGUCAAAUCAGGGAGGCUGGAGGCUGGAUGGAACAGGCUCAUCUGCUUAGCUGUUUUGAUUAGAAAGGACCAGGCGAAGAGAUUAAUCACUGCAGAUAUCGGGGCUGGGAGACAGACGCUAGAAGAUGCUUAGAGAGGUACCAAGGAGUAAAGUCUAGACAGCCGUGAAGAUGAGCAACGAAACCACCCCCGAGGCAGUCUCGUCCCCCCCAGUCUCGUCCCCGCCCCCCCACGGGCAGCGUUACUUCGAUCGGUUCUCUGAGGAUGACCCGGAAUAUCUGCGCAUUCGGAACAUGGCAGCUGAUCUCCGGCAGGACUUCAACAUGAUGGAGCAGAAGAAACGAGUCACCAUGAUCCUACAGAGCCCAUCUUUCAGAGAGGAGCUGGAGAGCCUUAUCCAAGAACAAAUGAAGAAAGGGAACAACUCCAACAUCUGGGCCCUGCGACAGAUCGCGGAUUUCAUGGCCAGCACCGCUCCCUCCGUCUUCCCCAGCUCUCCCAUCAGUCUCUCCACGGUGACGCCCAUCAACGAUCUCCAUAGCACCGAGUCACUGGCCCUGGCGAAAGGGGAGCGGCUCAUGCGUUGCAAGGUUGGCAGCAUCUACCGACUCCUGGACCUGUAUGGUUGGGCGCAGCUCAGCAACACCUAUGUCACGCUGCGUGUCAGCAAAGAACAGGAUCACUUCUUAAUCAGCCCUAAAGGUCUUGCGUGUAGUGAAGUCACCGCUUCUAGCCUGAUUAAAGUGAACAUCCUGGGCGAAGUGGUGGAGCAAGGCAGCACCAGUUUCCCCGUCGACGUGCAAGGAUUCAGCCUGCACUCAGCCAUCUACGCGGCCAGACCCGAUGUCAGAUGCAUCGUCCACUCACACACGCCUGCCGCUGCCGCGGUGUCUGCCAUGAAAUGCGGCAUCCUCCCUGUCUCCCACGAUGCACUGCUGCUGGGCAGCAUGGUGUACUUCGAUUUCAACGGCGAGAUGGAGGACGAGGCGGACAGGAUCGAGUUACAGAAGUGCCUUGGACCAACCUGCAAGAUCCUGGUGCUGCGAAAUCACGGUGUGGUCACGCUAGGCGACACAGUGGAGGAAGCUUUUUAUAAAACCUUUCACUUGCAGGCUGCUUGUGAGAUCCAGGUCUCUGCCUUGGGCAGCGCGGGGGGAGCCGAGAAUCUGAUCGUGCUGGAGCGGGAGAAGUACCGGCCCCACGACGUUGGCUCAGUCCGAUGGGCCGGGAGCACGUUCGGCCCCAUGCAGAAGAGCCGCCUGGGAGAGCAUGAAUUCGAGGCGCUCAUGAGAAUGCUGGACAACCUGGGCUACCGAACAGGCUACACCUACCGGCACCCCUUUGUCCAGGAGAAAACCAAGCAUAAAAGCGACGUGCUGAUUCCUGCCACCGUGACGUCGUUUGUCUUUGAGGAGGAGGCUGCUCCCAUUGCCACCCUCCGGCAGCACGCCCAGAAGCAGCAGAAGGAGAAGACCCGCUGGCUAAACACACCCAACACCUACAUGCGGGUGAACGUUGCUGAGGAGAACCAGAGAAGCGCAGGCAGCCAGCGGACCAAGACCACGUGGCUGAAGGCCGACGAGGUGGAAAAAGCCAGCAGUGGGACCCCGAUCCGAAUUGAAAACCCCAACCAAUUUGUGCCUCUCUACACAGACCCGCAGGAAGUGCUGGAAAUGCGGAACAAGAUUCGGGAGCAAAACCGCCAGGAUGUGAAGUCGGCAGGACCCCAGUCGCAGCUCUUAGCCAGCGUGAUAGCAGAGAAGAGCAGGAGUCCGUCCGCGGAGAGUCAGCUGGCUUCCAGAGCCGACACGGAGGCCAAAGACCUCUUGCCGGAGGAGCUGCCUCCUGAGCCAGAGCCUCCCAACCCGUUCAGCCAGCUCACCGACCAAGAGCUGGAGGAGUACAAGCAAGAGGUGGAAAGAAAGAAGCUGGGACUCGAAGGGGAGAGAGACGCCAGCGUGGAGGCCUCUCCCGUGAAGUCCCCCUCUGCUUCCCCAGAGCAAAGUCCCACAAAGCCUCCACCAAAGAGCCCACCUGUGUCCCCCACCAAGUCGUCAGAUGGUGCCAAGCCGACCGACACCAGCCAAGCACUUUCCGAUCCCGCUGCUGCUGGUGAGAAGGCGCAGCCGGCAGCAGUGGUCGUGAACGGGAAAGAUGACGACCAAACCACAGAAGACGCCCUCAGCAAAGGAAUGAGCCAGAUGACCACAACCACAGAUGCAGACACAGAUGCCCCAAAGGACAAAACCGAGUCAAUUACAAGUGGCCCUGUGUCCCCAGAAGGCUCCCCAUCCAAAUCUCCCUCCAAGAAGAAGAAGAAAUUCCGGACCCCAUCCUUCCUGAAAAAGGGAAAAAAGAAGGAGAAAGUUGAAUCUUGAUUCCACUCCAGACCACCUCCUCUUCCUGCUGCUUCCUUCCUUCUCCCCCACCCACCAAGGUCACCAGAGUACAAGAGGAAGCUGAUAGCCAAUAGCUGCCUCUGCUAGAACGGUUUGUGUGAAAUAGAACCAGAGGUCGAAGCGCCCAGGAUGACUCCUGUGUAAUACGUGUGGCUGAGACAACACCUAGACUUUGGGGGAAAUGCGGCAAGUUUUCUGGGUGCUCCUGGCACGAGUUUUCUCGUUCCCUGUUAAACCAGUUUUUGAAGAUGUAAACAAGCUUAGGAAUGAUCCUUUCUGCUCAAGGGAGCUAGUCACUAAUUUCACAAGCAGUAAAACUGGUUCUUUGGACUUGUUCCUCCUCACAGCACUCGCACUCCAAAUCACUGAUCUCCAAUGGGCUGAGAGUUUUCCACGUGCUGUUUCCUUUACGGCCCACAUGGCGACCUUUUAGAAAGAAUAUGGUGCACUAAGUCCAGAGCAGACCUUUGUGAUGACGACGCUCAAUUCCUUUUUUCCAGUUCUGAAGUGGAAUCCUGGCUAAUUACUUUGUUGCAAUUCAAUGUAUAAUCUCAAGUGGUGAAGCUCCAACUUUAUCAAAGCCCAAGGAUCACUCUCCUGGUAGGAAGAGUCAGGGUGGGAACUCAUGACCCUUUGCUUUUCAGGUGAUAACAGUACACGUGAUUCAACAAGCCAUUUUCAGGUUCUUUUCUAGCUGCAGUGGUGACCCCAAGUUAUUUAAGGAUCCAUUUGCUGCAACAGUGACACCUCUUGGAAAUGACUCUUGUGUCUCAGUCAGUGGGGAAAGACACAAAUCUCUCUCCCACAAUAACACAUGAGAUAAUGUGCCCCACUAUAAGUAUAGUGGGAAAAGCCAGGAAGGAAAAAGCCUCCGGGAACUGACGGUGUUAAGUUUAAGAAGCAAGAAAAUUUUAGUCACUAAGUGCUACUUCAUUAGUUUGGAAUAAAUGUACGCUGGCGAUCUCACUGCUGCACUAAUCACUGCAAAAUGAAAAGCGUAUAGAAAAUGUGACUUCACCCUCCCUUGCUGCGCUACUAAUUAAUUCCACUUAGGCGAGGCUGUGAUGCAGAGAGGGAUAUUCAGCAGACGGAGAACUGUUAGCACUUUUCAUUGUGUUCAGCUUCCUCUCGCUCAGUACAGGCCAUUCUGGACUGGCAGUGACCAGAGGGUUUGAGAGCAUUCCUUCUUUCCCUCCCCCCACUCUCCUACCGACUCCUGACUGAAAAUGAAACAUGAGUUCACACCUGUGAUGUGUCAUUGGCAAAUGGCUUAGCCCACCCCACCCCCACCCCCGCUCUCCAAUGCUCAGCCCCUCUUCCAAAUAAGACCAUGUUCCCAACAGACAGGGAUUAUUACCAUUCCCGGUUUCAGAGAACCCUAGAAAAGUGGGGCCAGAAGGGGCUUUGAGAGGUCAUCUCAGGCUCGAAUCCAACCCCAAUGCUAAGCUGGAUUAAAUAAACAUUGGCCACCCCUGGCAGAUGUUUUUCCAACCUAAUCUUAGAAGCCUCCGGUAAUGGGGAUUCCACAACCUCCCACAGUAACUUGUUCCAGUGCUUAGCCAUCCAUCCGGUUAGAAAGGCUGAGCUACUAUCUAAUCUGCCAUGCCAGAGUUAAAGGAGAGGAACAGGCCAGGGUUCCUCUAUCAGUUUUAAGAUUCUGGCAUUGAGGAUGCUAAAUAAGCAAUGAGACCUUGAUCUUACCCCAUUGAAAUAGAGUUUUUCCAUUGGUUUAAAUGAGAGCUGGGUCAGACCCUGAAGGCGUAGGGUGGCUGUUCUCAAAGUAUGGGCUACUGUUAGUCCACAGAAUGGCACUUGGAGAACCAGGUGAUGGGGCUGAGGGGAGGCUUGAGAAUCUGGGAGAGGAGGUGGUCCAUGGAGGAAUCUUUCUCUGCCAUUAGGACCACAGAACAGAAGGCUGGAGAACAACUGACUUAGGCCUUGUCUCCAUUUACCGGCACUGUCAAUCUACUUCGACAUACUAUGGCGUCUCAUGUGUGGUAAGGGUCUGCUCUUUUGUUGACGCCUGCUAAUCUUCUGGUCUUGGUGGAGUACUAGUGUCAAUGGGAGUGUGCUCAGAGAUUGAUUUAUCAUGUCUAUACUAGACAUGAUAAAUCAAUGUCUGGUAGAUCGAUCACUGCAGCAGGGAUCCCCGAAGUAGUGUAGACAAGGCUUUAGAAGCAUAUUGUAUUAUUUGUGCUGAUGCGGUGUUCUGGCUCAGGCUCUUCUCUAAUACAUGGUGGGUUAGAAAGCUGCAACUCGGGCCUCUUUGUGUAGUGGCCUGGACUUGAAAUAAAGAAAUUGAAUGCCAGUGAAGUUUAGAUUUGGAUGUGAUUCUGAAUCCAUAGUUUAUGAUCUGGAUUCAUCUCUUGACAAACUGGUUGGAAAAAUUCUGAUAAAAGAUGGAAACCAUUUUCAAUUAUUUUUUCUCUAUUCUUCAACUCUGUGGGUUUUUUUUAGAAUCUCAUCUUUUUUGGAAUGAGGCUGUGGGGACUAGCAGUUAAAGCGUGUGACUGCAUCUUAGGAGAUUCUGAUUCUAUCCCCAGCUCUGUCACUGGCCUGCUGGGUGACCUUGGGUUAGUCUCUGCACCUCAGUUUUCCAUGUGCGUUGAGAGCUGCUGUUGAAAAGUGAACGCUAGGUGUGGUUAUUUAUUAUUCCCUUUCACAGGUACAGAAUGUGUUCAGGCAAAAUGUCAUUGAAAUAAUCAUUGUUUUUAAAAUAAGGUUCUUGUGGGGAAUGCAGGAAUAUGUAUUCUAGCAAGAUCCAUACUGUGACAGGAGUCAGUAUGUUUUUUUCGUAGGACAGAGACCCAUCUCAGCAAUCUUGUAUCGUGGUUUGCCUUAAUAUGGAGUGGUUCGCAAUUUUUAACUAGCACUAAAAUCUUGCUUUGCCAUCUUUUUGGGGGGGCAGGGUUGGGAAUAGCCUGGAGGGGAUGAUAUUUUGAAAACACAAAUUAGCUUUGUUUUAAAGAGCAAGUUACUAGGUGUGCUUGGCAAAUGCGGAAUGUGAAAAACAAACAAAAAACAACAAAAACUCCAUGCCUUUAGAUGUUUUGGUGAUACUCUUGGUGUUUUUGAAUGCUAGAUAAAUUAAAUUCGGGUUCUUAGUGACUUACUUUUCUGUUGCCUAAACCCAUUGUAUGCAUGUUGGUGGGGAGGGGGGGCAGAUUUUGACAAAUUAAAGGCCCAAACCGAUUAACAAUUAUGGUUGGAUUAACAAAUAUGGUUGCUUAUUGCUAGAGAUUUUUAAGGCCAGAAAAGCUCCUAGUCAGUGGUGAAUCUUGGAUCUGCAUCCAGUUCUUGCACCAUAAGGCCAUCUCUUCUGUAACAGCCCUUGGGUUUGACCCUAAUUUGGAACUGAAACCACAUGGCUCCCUUGACUGACCAUGUCCACACAUUCCUAACAAGUGGUGCCGUUUAGGGCCAGACUGGGUGCGUCUACACUGCACCCUUACCUUGAAAUAAGCUACAUAAUUUGUACUAUGCAAAUUGCGUUGCUUAUUUCAAGGUAAUUUCAAAAUACCUUAUUUUGUAACAAGCGGGAGUUACCCAGCGUUGCUUGGGAAAGUGGAGGAACAAAAUUUAGAAAAACAGUAGUCCAUUAUUGUUUUUUGAAUGGUAGAAAAGUUGCACUGAGUUUGAUAGGGAUUAAAAUAUACAUUAAAAAAAAGUAUAAAACCACCAAUUUUACAUGUUAUCAUCAAAAACUGUGUUGUAAACUAUAUUUUUUGUUUCAUUAUUCUUAACAAAUAUGUACACAUUUUUUCCACUUGCAACUCUUGAACAUGCAACAUAGAGUUGUCCAUGUGAAAAGCAAGAUGUCUCCAAAUCAAUUGCAACUACUUUAAGUGACUGUCCCUUGCGCUUUGUCAGUAUACAUUGUUGAAAUAUAAGUUGACAAUUGAUAUAAUUGAGGUGAGGAGCCUGAGGGGAGAGAUAGGGAAGGGAGCCGUGUGCCUGCCACGGCGCCUGAGACCACCCUCCGCUUUCUUGUCCCUCCGCCGGCCUUAGUGAGUGACUGGCCCUGUCGCUUCCUCCGGGAAGCUGCUUCUUCCUGCAUUUCCAAGCUCCGUGCAGCCCUGGGGAGAAGCGUCGGUCUCUCAUCUCUUCCCUCCCACAGUAUCUUAAAACCUUCUCC